AUGCCGAUUUGCAUCGAAUGCCGACAUCCUGUCAAGACGCUCUGGACCCAGUACUCUGGGGCAGGUGACAAAUCCAGCGGACACAACAUCCGGCUCACGGUAUGCCGCAACUGCGGCCGGUUCUGCGACAAGUAUGUGGAGCAUGACUUUGUUGUGCUCUUCAUCGACCUGGUUCUGAUCAAGCCGCAGGUCUAUAGGCACCUGCUGCAUAACUCCCUGAUGCGGGACGGUGAUCGAUUUGAUCCGUCCAUCAUCCGCCUCGGUGUUCUCUUGCUGUUGUUCGAUGUCUACCUGACGUGGGCGCGCAUCGAGCAGCAGACGGGCAUUACUUCCCCUCCCGGCGGAAGCAACUUGGGUGGUUUGGCCCAGAGGUCCAUCGUGAUCCAGUACCUCUUCUUCCUGAUGCUCUGCGCUCUGUCGACUCUUGCGUUCCACCUGAGCAUAAGGUUUCUCACCUGCUCGCCCCUGUCGCCCCUCAAUGCCCUCGGCAUCAUGCCGCGGCAUGCGCGCCCAAACUCCGUCUCGACAGCGCUCCUCGUCUCUUCCUCCACGAAGCUCUUUCCUAUCCUCAUGGUUAUCUGGACGUACGAUGUGCCCGCUGCCGCUCGGUCAUUGGGGUGGGCCGUUGUUGCAAACAACGUCGAAGCCCUUCGGAUCCUCCUCGACUGCAAAUACGCCACGGCUUGUAUUCUGGCGAUAGCUGGUGCAGCAUCUCGAUGGGCCAUGGGACGCCUCGUGCUGGUUGCUGCUGGUCUCGGCGAUGUAGAUUCCAGCGGCGAAAGCAGCGUCACUGCAGACGGCAAGGCUCUUUGGGCUUUGGUGGUUUUGGCGAGAGACUGGGCUGGUCGAUUAGCCGUGGGAUGA
This is a messenger RNA of Ustilaginoidea virens, 864 nucleotides long. RefSeq lists its product as uncharacterized. Gene Ontology annotation, cellular component: cortical endoplasmic reticulum; Golgi apparatus. The record is from RefSeq and is a predicted model, not a curated record. Gene Ontology annotation, biological process: intracellular sterol transport; sphingolipid metabolic process; sterol metabolic process. The coding region runs from base 1 to 864 and encodes 287 amino acids. The transcript has 3 exons. Lineage: Eukaryota; Fungi; Ascomycota; Sordariomycetes; Hypocreales; Clavicipitaceae.